Molecule: messenger RNA, 797 nt
Organism: Nannochloropsis gaditana CCMP526
Product: cell division control protein
Exons: 1
Molecular function (GO): ATP hydrolysis activity; ATP binding
Source: RefSeq, a predicted model, not a curated record
GCGAGGGUGGGCGAGCGCGAGGGCUGGGAGGGGUCGCCGGGCUGGAGCUCGCCAUGUGGAGGCAAGCCGGGGAGGGUCAUGGUGGUGAUGACGGCCCGCUCCGGCUGGUGCCCUGGCCUCUUCGGGGUGGACUGCCGCCUCUCCCUGUCGGCCGGCUCGGAGUCUCGGGGCUGCCAGGCCUCCCUCUUGGCCCGGUGUUGGGAGCAGGGCGGGGUGAGGGCGGGGCAAGGCGACCUGGAGGCUUUCCAUGCGGGGCGCGACCCUGCGCGUCUUGAGCCAGCCUACACCCCCUCGGAGGCGGACUGGGUGGCUGUGGCGCGGCUCUGCCAGGGUUUCUCCCUGGGGUCCAUCGCGGCCAUGGCGCGGCGAGCGAAGAGGCGCUUGGCCAGCCCGGCCCCCGGCAGCAAUAGAGGAGCGGCCGAGGACCCUGGAGAGUCAUGGCGGGCCGCUUUCACGCAGGCUGUGGCCGAGAGUCGAGCCCAGCAGCUGGCGCGUGGAACGGGCAUGACAACCGUCCUGAGGGUAGAGCCCCCGGUGACAUGGACCGAGGUGGGGGGCCAGGCGGCGGCCAAGGAGGCAGUGCGGGAGAUGAUAGUCUGGCCCAUGGCGAGACCCAAGGCUUUCGCGCGCCUCGGCAUCGACCCUCCCGCGGGGCUCCUCCUUUAUGGCCCCCCUGGGACUGGGAAGACGCUGAUCGCGAAGGCGGCCGCCUGUCAGUGCGGGGCCGGCUUUAUGUGGCUGCGGAUUACGGACGUGGUGAGGGGCGAGGUAGGUACGGGGGAGAAGCUCCUGCGAGA